This is a messenger RNA of Lactuca sativa (garden lettuce), 1987 nucleotides long. RefSeq names its product mitochondrial-processing peptidase subunit alpha. Gene Ontology annotation, biological process: proteolysis. The record is from RefSeq and is a predicted model, not a curated record. Gene Ontology annotation, molecular function: metal ion binding; metalloendopeptidase activity. Gene Ontology annotation, cellular component: mitochondrion. NCBI's taxonomy places the organism in Eukaryota, Viridiplantae, Streptophyta, Magnoliopsida, Asterales, Asteraceae.
AGGGGAGGCCCAGAUCUCACACGUGCCGCGAGAAUAAUUCUCGCACGUGGUAACACACCUUUCAGCUCUUCGUUGCUCGCCUCUCGAACCCCCCAAACUUCGUCGCACAAAUCACCUUCCGAUUUCCUCCGGCACCUAAUUUAUAUAGAGAGAAGCAGCGGAGAUAUAAUCACAUAACACACGUUGUUUCUUUGGUUCCGCAUUACUCAUCGAUUGGUCAUGUAUCGUUCCGCAGCUUCGAGAAUUAGAACCCUAAAGAGCCGUGCAGGCAAUAGGACAGGCAAUAGGACGCUUGCCAGGUUUUCAAGCUCAAGUGCUGUUGCAGCCAAGUCAUCAUCAGGGGGUCUUUUUAGCUUAUUUACAGGAGGAAGUGGUUCAUCAUCUCCUCCUUUAGACUUUCCCCUUAAGGGCAUUGAACUCCCACCUUCUUUACCUGAUCAUGUUGAACAGGGAAACACAAAGAUAACUACUCUCUCAAAUGGAAUCAAAAUCGCCUCAGAAACUUCACCAAACCCUGCUGCAUCUAUUGGCUUGUAUGUUAACAGUGGCUCAAUCUAUGAAACACCAGCUUCAUAUGGAGCCACACAUGUUCUUGAACGCAUGGCUUUCAAAAGCACACUUAAUAGGAGCCACUUGCGUGUUGUGCGUGAAGUGGAAGCAAUUGGUGGAAAUGUGACAGCUUCUGCUUCAAGGGAACAAAUGGGUUACUCAUAUGAUGCUUUGAGGAGUUAUGUUCCUCAAAUGGUGGAGCUACUUGUUGACUCUGUAAGAAAUCAAGCUUUCUUGGAUUGGGAGGUCAAAGAACAGAUUGAGAAGGUGAAGGCUGAGAUUGGUGAAUAUGGCAACAAUCCUGAGGCGUUGUUGUUGGAAGCUAUUCAUUCAGCUGGAUAUGCUGGUGGACUUGGGAAUCCUCUUCUUGCUUCAGAAGGCUUAAUCAACAGAAUAAACAGUACAGUUUUGGAGGAUUUUGUAGCUGCAAACUAUACAGCUCCUCGAAUGGUACUUGCUGCAUCAGGAGUUGAACACGAGGAACUGUUGAAAUAUGCAGAGCCUCUUCUCUCUGAUUUGCCAGGUGGCACUCAGGUUGAGGAGCCGAAAUCAGUGUAUGUUGGUGGUGAUCACCGUGUUAUGGCUGACACAGGGAGAACUAGUUUUGCUCUUGCAUUUGAACUUCCUGGUGGCUGGCUUAAGGAGAAGGAAGCCAUGACCUUGUCAGUUCUUCAGAUGCUAAUGGGAGGAGGUGGAUCUUUUUCAGCUGGUGGUCCUGGAAAAGGGAUGUACUCGCGUCUUUAUCUUAGAGUAUUGAAUGAAUACCCCGAGAUUCAAUCGUUUUCAGCAUUCAACUCUAUCUAUAACCACACUGCCUUAUUUGGAAUCCAAGCUACCACAAGUUCUGAUUUUGUAUCGAAAGCCGUUGAUAUAGCAGUGAAAGAACUCAUUGCAGUUGCCACCAACGGAGAAGUCAACCAAGUACAGCUGGAGCGUGCAAAGCAGUCAACCAAGUCUGCUAUUCUGAUGAACCUUGAAUCAAGAAUGGUUGCUUCAGAAGAUAUUGGCAGACAAGUAUUGACCUAUGGAGAAAGGAAACCUGUGGAGCAUUUUCUGAAAGCUGUGGAUCAAGUAUCAGCCAAUGACAUCACUUCCAUUGCAAAAAAGCUUCUUUCUUCCCCUCUCACCAUGGCUUCUCAUGGGAAUGUUAUAAAUGUACCCACCUAUGACUCGAUCAGUAGCAAAUUCCAUUAAUGUGCCAAAAUCGGCUUCUUCACCUUGUGAAUCUUUUGAGGUAUAAAUAUGGAUGGAUUGCAACCAUAUUUACAGAUGCCUUUCGCCUUAUGAAAUAAUAAGUUAAGGCAACCAUCAAUUUUUUAAAAAGCUUGAUAUGUAUUAUUACAUGUAAUUUUUUUGGAGUUUUUGAAUGGGCUAUAUAUAUAUCCCUUGUUUCAAAUAACGAAUGUAUCACGAAAGAACUAAAACAAGUUGCGAUCAA